UAUCCGGGAACGCAAGGGUUGCAACGACAACUAUCCUCAUCAAAAUGAAGCGGUUUGCUAGAAAGAAGAAGUCCGAAGCUUCUGAGUGGACGAAACACGACGACCGCCUUAUCUUGGCGGCUCAGUCUGGAGACAUAUCCAAGCUGAAAACCGCCUUGAAAAAGGGUGCCGGUCCGAACAAGAUGGACGUAGAAGGACGCACACCGCUGCAGAUGGCUUCCAUGACCGGCCAUGAUGAGUGCGUGGAGCUCCUAGUUGUAGAUAACGAAGGAAUCAAUACUCAAGAUUCUCAGGGUAGAUCUGCAUUGGUACUUGCAGCUAGAGGUGGCCACAUUCGUUGUGUUGAGUUGCUCUUAAAGCGCGGAGCUGAUGUGAUCCUGCCAGAUAAUGUGCUUAUGACUGCACUUCAUUAUGCAGCCAGUGGAGGUCACAUUGAUUGCUUAAAACUGCUUCUUGAAUAUAAUGCUAAACUUGCAGCUGAGGAUAAGGAUGGUCGAACACCACUGCUACUUGCUGCUAUAAACAAUCAAGCGGCUGUGUGUUUGGAGCUGAUUGACAGGCACACCCAGAUUAAUUCUACUGACAACUGUUCAAAAACAGCUUUGAUGCAUGCAGCUGAAAAUGGAAGCCACGACUGUGUUGAUAUUCUUUUAAAGAAAGGUGCAAACAGGGACUUGAAAGACUCGUCUGGUCUGACUGCUGGUGACUUUGCUCAGCAGUCAGCUCACUAUGGUAUAGUAAAGAUAUUGGAGGAGGCACCAGUAUUAGCAUCAUGGAAUGUUGGCAGAGGAGCUGAUGAAGAUGGUGCAUCUGAUGAUGAGGAUGCUGCACCUGAGGAUAUGGUGUCUAAAUUUGAGAGUCAGGAUGAGCCAGCUGUAGCCAGUUUGCAACCGCUAAGUUCUGUGGCAACAACAGCUCUGAGUUACCAUACUGCAACUACUCAGUCUAAAUCUAGUGGAUCAACAGUGGAUCAAAUAAAAGAAUUAGAAGAAGAAAAUGAAAUGCUCAAUCAGGAUCGCAACGAGCUACAACAAAAAUAUGCUGCUGUUGCUGAGAAACUAAAGCAGUAUGAAGAAUCAGGAGGUCAACCAUCGUCUACAAUCCAAACUGAUGAAUCAUGGAUUUCGGCAAGAGAUGACAAACAAAUUGAAAAGCUUCGCCAGGAAAUCAAAGACUUGAAAAGUGAAUUACGGUUGGCUCACAGAGACAAAGAGACGCUUCAAGAUAAAGUUGAUACAUUAGAGAUUCAAGUAACAUCAUUUAUGCCGGAUUCUGAAGAAGUCUUGGACACUGAUGAAGAAAUGGACUUUCAAGAAGGAGAAGACUUUGAUCUCCCAGGUAUGGAGAUGAGCCCCGAUCACAGAACUUCUCCUGUCAAGGAUUUGGACGCAAAGGCUCAUAAAUCAGAAUCCCAUCGACAAAUCAGUCAACUGAGAGGCCAGAUUGCCACACUCCGUCUUGAGAAUGAAAGACUCAAGGAUCAAAUCAAGUAUGUCGAAAACCAACCAAAUUCAGAUUCACAAGAUAGCCAGAUUAUGAAGUUACAAACGGAGAAUGCUGAUCUCAAAGAUAGACUACAAGAACUCGGAGGAGACACUCCCACUGUUCCUCUAGAUGUUUAUCAGCAACUCAAAGAAGCCCAGGAAGUAGAAAUAAUCACUUUGAAGGAAGAAGUUGAAGACUUGAAGCAGCAGAAAUCAAAACAAGAUACCGAAGUCAAUCGGCUGGAAUCACGCCUGCAUCAACAACAGAACCAAACUGAUUCUAACCGGGCCAAUGCCGAGGUCAUUGCUUUACAGCAGAGCAUACGUGACAUGCAGCGGCAGAUGCAGGAGAGAGAGAAUCAUCAUAACACUGUCGUUAACAAUUACAGGAGCCAUCUUCUCUCAGCAGUUCAGGGUCGCAUGGCUAGUGAAGUACAGAGUGCUCUCUUCGGUAUCAUCAAUCUUCGCAGCAACGGUCAACUAGACGACGUGCUCACAGCAGACAUCGUGUGAUUUGUCAAUUUAUGUUGCAUAUGAAAUGGUAUGGUGUUAUACACACAGACACACAUGCAAGAAAACGGUUUAUGACAAAUGGUUAUUUAAAUCCUAACACGUACACCAAUGUUGUGACAACUGACUAGUAUACACUUCACAAUUUCUUCUUCUUGAUUACCUACACAUAGAACAGUAAACUUC
Messenger RNA from Corticium candelabrum, 2180 nucleotides. RefSeq names its product ankyrin repeat domain-containing protein 24-like. NCBI's taxonomy places the organism in Eukaryota, Metazoa, Porifera, Homoscleromorpha, Homosclerophorida, Plakinidae. Gene Ontology annotation, cellular component: cytoplasm. Gene Ontology annotation, biological process: innate immune response. The transcript has 26 exons. Bases 45 to 1997 code for a protein of 650 amino acids. The record is from RefSeq and is a predicted model, not a curated record. Gene Ontology annotation, molecular function: protein binding.